UCCCUCCCUCCCUCCCAUCCGCUUCCCAUCAUCAUCAUCGCCCUGCCUGCCAGAGGUUACACCAGACCAGGCUACGCUCGCAAAAAUGUGAUUUCGUACGAAUACGGCAGGAAGUUGAACGUCCGAGGUCUGUUCGCCACCGUCUGCGGAGUAAACAGCGGGUCGAGGAGGAGACGUAUGCGCCGGAGCAGCUCGGGGAUUUUCAAGGUUUCUGGCGGAGGUUGUCGGACGGGACAGCGCAGCAUCAACUGAGGCUCGGAGCGGCGGUAACUAGGCCCUGUUCCCCUUCAGGUUCCCGGCGCAUUUGCUCUGACCUCCCUUAUCUGAAGAGAUGCUGCCGUGCCUGCGAAGAGUCCUGCGGCCUGCCUACUCCCUGAGAGCCGGGGCUGGGCUUGCCAGAGCCGGACUCCGCGCUAACCACCGGGCGUCCGCGCCGCGCUUCGCCGCGGAGCCGCCGCCGCUGACCGCGCUGGUGCAGCGGUGUCACCUGGGCACUCACCCCCUGAAGGAGCCCGUGGAGCCGCUCAACUCUCCGCGCGGCGCCAAGGAGUUUAUUUACAGCCUGCACCCCUCCGAGCGCACCUGCCUGCUGCGGGAGCUGCACAGGUUCGAGUCCAUAGCCAUUGCUCAAGGGCAACUGGAAAUCGCACCGCCUACUGCAGCACAGUUAAGAUACGUUUUGCUGCACAAUGCUCUUCCUUUCGUUGGAUUCGGAUUCCUGGACAACUGCAUCAUGAUUGUUGCCGGCACGCAGAUUGAGUUAUCCAUCGGUGUGAUCCUCGGCAUUUCAACCAUGGCAGCUGCUGCCCUCGGCAACCUGGUAUCUGAUCUGGCAGGACUGGGGCUGGCAGGUUACGUGGAGGCCUUGGCGUCUCGGCUGGGGAUGCAGAUUCCUGACCUGAGCCCGAAGCAGGCUGAUAUGUGGCAGACCAGAGUCAGCUCUCACACGGGUAAAGCCAUCGGCGUGGGCAUCGGCUGCAUCCUCGGCAUGUUUCCUCUUCUCUUCUUCAAGGACGAGGACGAGAAGAAGAAGAAAGAGGGCAAGGAGGAGGUGAAGGAAAAAACACAGUCGCUGCCUGCUCCAACAGAGAGCAGUAAAAACUGAGGCUUAAUAACUCACUGGAGACAAAUACUAUAUGAAAUCCAUAAGAAUACUUGGCUUAACCUGAGACUGAUUGGUCUUGCGCUGUGCGUUCUAAUCACCAGGCACUUUGCACGGCUCAAUCAAAGGUAUUCUGAAGAGGAUUUUAGAUAUUAUUUGACUGUGGACUCUGAACGUAAGCACAGGAAUGGGUCAUCUCUCGAAGAGAAACGAUUGGACUGCUGCUAACCGCUGCACCAUAACUGACGGAUACGAGCUGAAACGUGUUUAUUGCGGUGGCCUCUGUCUCCUCUGUUGUGAAUCGGUUCAAUGGAAGAAAUAUAAACUUGUGACUCUAAAUGGUUAGAUGGCAAAUAGGGUAACUGUCAGUUUGAAAACCAGUGCAGGGACACUAUAGGAACGUCAUUAAAAAUAUCUUGCUAAAGUUAGAGGCUUCUUGUUUUUCUGUCAAAAAGAGUCGUAACUAAUACAGGAAGACUGAACAAACACUAAUUGCAGUAGUUUAAUUCAGUGUUAAAAAUCACAUUCUAAAGUUUUUUUGUGUGUUACCUAAACAGUUUUUAUUUAUUUUUUAUUAUUAAGGAAAGAGAUUUUUAAGCAUGUUUAGUUAUAUCUACUCUACUCUUAAAGUGUACUUGUAUGAUCAGCCAAUACAGGAACAUUACAAAAAACAAAACAUGUGUGAAUGUAAAGAGGCAACUUCACAAAAUCACUUACGGAGCAGUUUGAAGAAGAGAGGAGCUGAACAGAUGUCCAUUAUUAUAGUGUGAUAUUAAUCUGCCCCAUGUAAUGCAUUAGGUAACUGGAACCAAACUGCAACAUGUUUCAUUCAAUGUAAGAUAGAUUUGUUUUAUCUUACCUGAUAUGAGAUAAUUGUUACCCGAUUUUCAUUCUGUGAAAAAGCUGCUUUUACUAACGCACACCUAUAUAUAUCUUCCUGUACCUGCCUCAUACUGUUUGUUCUACUGCCCUCUACUGGUUAAGGGAUAGAAAACAAAAUACAUUUUAAUUCAGCAGUCCUGCACUGAAUCUUAGCUUCGUGACUGAUAUGAUGUUCAGUUUAGGUUGAAGCUGCUUAAGGAAGAGGGGCUAAUUCAACUGCAUCAUAAUUUUGCGGUAUGAAGUUUGCGUUAUUUAACUGCGAAACAUGUAGCGCUGCAAACGCAAUACAUUUCAACAGCACUGCAAACGACAGGCGAAAAAGAAAACACGGUUGAAUCAACACCUUUCUCUGUUAUUUCCAACAAAUGCUGAAUACCAUAAACGUCUUGAAGCUGAGAUGUAGUGCAGUGUCACAUCUGAACACAUUGGUUUUCAAUGGUGUACCCAGUGAACUGACAAUAGCAACUGUUUGCUGUCCCUGAUGAGUAUUCACUCUCCCAAAUUUUGGCUGCUAAGGUUCCCAACUUUAAUUUAUAACUUUAUCUUUAUUGUCCUAAAUAUGUCUCUCGUCUGUAUAUGCAAACUAGGUUAACAAUCUGCAGACCUUUUUCUUUUUUUUGUUUUGGUCAGGUCACUGAAGACUUUAUGUGGCGUUGAGUCUGUGUGAGAACUCAAAUCAAAGGAAGCAGAAUGGAGUUAUAUAUGAGAAAAUGUAUUUAUUUUUGUUAUAAUAUCAAGACUUGUAUUCAAGUAUGUCCUGACCGUGUCUUCUCUUGAACUCAAAGAACGGCGGUAAGGAAACUUUGGUCGGCACAAGAUACAUCUUUGUGACUGUUUUCAACAGCUGUUCCUAACAUGAAGGACCUUGUAACUUACUGGAUAUUACUCCACUUGCUAAACGUGUUUUAAAAACUUCACAGAGGAGACUAAGCCUGUGUAUGAUGUUAUUGACCGUGACCCUACAAGAAGGUUUGAGAAAAUAUAUAGUUAGGAUUUUCAAUCUGCUGAUUGCUCGAUUUCCACCUUGCAUGCACUGCUAAUAAAAAAAAAGACUGAACAUUUAAAAAAAAAAAACUGAGUCGUUCUGAGGUUAUGCACUACAGCAAGACAUGCUUCACUGGACGCAAACUAAAGGAGGACACAAAGAGACGAACAUGAACAUUUUCAUGGCUGCCUACAAAGCUCACAUGUUUCCCUUUUGGACAGCCACUUCUAAUAAACACAAAUAAUAAUCAUUUUAAAUAGAGUUGUCGGUCUUAGUGCACAGAGGUUCUGCAGAUUAAUAACAGAGCCCUCUACUAAGAUGUGAACUGAUUAAUUACAGAGUGUAGAUUUAGACCCAGCGUGUGUGUGUGUGUGUGUGUGUGUUUGGUUGCUAUUAGAAUAAGAAAAACAACCUCUUGAUGGGGAAAUGUGACUCCAAUUAAAGUAGCUCUUUCUCCUCCUUAAACUGUCAUUAAACUGCUUGUCUCAGACAAAAUAUGUCAAAAAUACUGCACCGCUUCACAAAUCAUUUUGUGUUACUGGAAGGAGGGCAAUUGAGACCUACGUCUUGUGCGUCAUUUUUGAAUUGUUGUGAAUUAAUAUUUGAAAGUCAGAUGAAAUGUUAAAUGACUGUAAAAGCUCAUUAAAUUGUUCCUUGUGGGCAUCA
Molecule: messenger RNA, 3635 nt
Organism: Mugil cephalus (flathead mullet)
Lineage: Eukaryota; Metazoa; Chordata; Actinopteri; Mugiliformes; Mugilidae
Product: transmembrane protein 65-like
Exons: 8
Coding region: 332-1105 (257 amino acids)
Biological process (GO): regulation of cardiac conduction; cardiac ventricle development
Cellular component (GO): mitochondrion
Source: RefSeq, a predicted model, not a curated record